AUUGCAAUCCCACCUACAGUUCACCAUGGCAGGUUUGAAUAAUACUUCAAUUUGGCCCACUUUUUCCUUCAUUGGUAUCCCUGGUCUAGAGGCUGCACAUAUGUGGAUCUCUAUCCCUUUCUGUCUCCUGUAUCUGGUGGCACUUGGGGGCAAUGUUCUUCUCCUCCUUCUAGUUAGAGCAGAGCAAAACCUUCAUGAACCCCAGUUUUACUUUUUGGCUAUGUUAGCCCUCACUGAUCUAGGCCUUUCAUUGUCAACCAUGCCUAGUGUCUUGGCCAUCUUCUGGUUUGACAUCCAUGAAGUUGGUCUGGAUGCCUGUCUGACUCAAAUGUUCUUUAUUCACACUCUCUCCUCCGUAGAAUCAGGUGUUCUGGUGGCCAUGGCUUUUGACCGCUUAGUUGCUAUCUGUGCUCCACUAAACUAUACAAGGAUCCUGACCCACCACGCUGUUGUUUGCCUCAGUGGUGCUGCCUUCAUACGGGGAGCCACGCUAUUGGCUCCUCUGCCUUUUUUCCUCAGGACAUUUCCUUUCUGUGGAACCAACAUCCUCUCACACUCCUACUGUUACUACCCAGAUAUGCUGAACUUGGCUUGUGGGGAUGUCACAUUCAGCAGUGUCUAUGGGUUGGUCUGUGUAGUCUGCACAUUCGCGGUGGAUGUGAUCUUCAUCGUAGUCUCAUACAUGAAGAUCUUGGGCACUGUGAUGAAAUUGGGGAUCCAAGAUCGAAACUGGAAAUCCCUGCAAACCUGCGCCUGUCACCUCUGCACGGUGCUGGUAUUUUAUUUACCACUCAUCAGCCUUGCCGUACUGCAUCGUUACACCCAGGAGACUUCUCCACUUCUCUACACCACCAUGAGCAACGCCUACCUCCUCAUGACCCCACUGCUAAACCCUCUGGUUUAUAGUCUCAAAUCCAAACAGAUCCAAGCUGCCCUGCGUAAGCGAUUUGGGGUACAACGUGUUGUUGCUGGGGAAUGAGAAUUUUCUAUAUAUGAGAAACUGCAAU
Molecule: messenger RNA, 1007 nt
Organism: Peromyscus maniculatus bairdii (prairie deer mouse)
Lineage: Eukaryota; Metazoa; Chordata; Mammalia; Rodentia; Cricetidae
Product: olfactory receptor 51G2-like
Biological process (GO): G protein-coupled receptor signaling pathway
Cellular component (GO): plasma membrane
Molecular function (GO): olfactory receptor activity; G protein-coupled receptor activity
Source: RefSeq, a predicted model, not a curated record